AUGGCCGAGCAGGAAAAGCCCACUCCAGAUGCGCCGGCGAGGACAUCAAUUCAAAGAGUCAUGACGGACAGUAGCAACAAAACGCAGCGAUUGCUCCGCGUUGAUCAGAUAUAUAGCAGAAAGGAACGACAAAUUCAUUUUGUCAAGACCGCGAAAUCCUCCUCCAAGCCGGAUCGUUUCAGUAAAACCGCGAUGGUUGUGCGCCGUAUCAUCUCCAAGCAGGGCAUCGUCUCGCACACGGAAAUCGAUAUUCGGUCUCCGCCCCUUCAGCAAGUCUUUCGAGAACUGUACAAAGGUGUCGAUGGGCUCGAAUUAAACAAGACACCGCCAGUGGUGUGUAUACCCUCCCCCUUUUUCUUUUUCUGGCAGGAUCUGUGGAUGGGCUGGCUGACGACCCUUUCUUUCAAGGCCAAACCGGAACUUAUAUUUUGGGCUGCAGAAAGCCUGCUGCGUAUCAAGGAAGAAGAAAAGUCAAAGAGCCAACCCAACAAACAGCUUAUCGACGACAUUGGAACUGCCUUGCGUUUCGUUGAAGAGGAUUACUCCGGUCAGAUUGCCAGUCUCGAGUCUCUUAUCAAGGAGAACCAGAUUACUUGGGAUCUACUUUGGGCGAUCUUCCCUCCCAAAACCCCAUCAAUUUCACCAAAAUACGGUGUCAUGAAUAUAGAACAGGCCUUCAGACUUCAGGAGUCUGGAUAUGAGCAGCGUCCCAAUGGCUCAUGGUACUUUUCUGCGGUGGGCCAAAUUGUCCAGUUUGAUGGGCAGGAUUUUGGAAAGGGAACGAUCAGCCUGGAAAUUGAUAAGUAUGACGGCUCUCGACAAAUCCGAAGUUUGAGCUUUUAUCCUCUCGUGUACCAUCCGGAUGAGGAUGCCACGCGAGAAAGACUGAUGGCCAGAGGGCGAAAGUACCUCUCCUUGCUCGACCAGCCCGCAUGCAGAGAUUAUCCAGUCACGUAUGCAGUCAAGGAAAUCAUUCAGCCCGAUGGAAAGUUCAAGUCGGAGAUGUUCAACGCCAAAGGAAGAGUUAUGGCUGACCCGGAAGGGUAUUAUCUCCACAAUAGCAGUUCUGCACUGAACACGCCUUGGAUUUAUAGCGAAGAUAUAUUGAGUCGCACAAGUCUUUCAGAUCAGGAUUUGCUGAUCUGUGCUUCAUGGGUCAACGGGUUCAGCUUUGAGCACAAAACCUGGUGUCAACUUGAUGUGACGCCGCUUCAGGAAAUCGAGUGGAAUGGGGAUGCCUUCAAGAGUCUUGUCAUGGAAGAGAACCGUCGACAACUUAUCCACGGCCUUGUUAAAGCUCACCGUCACAGUGAAACGGGAUUCGAUGACAUCGUGGAAAACAAAGGCAAAGGUCUCAUUGCGUUGCUGACAGGCUCGCCUGGCGUCGGAAAGACACUUACAGCAGAGGCUGUGGCUGAGGUCACGCAACGCCCGCUCUAUGUAGUUGCAACUGGAGAAUUGGGCGUCGAUGCUGACACUGUGGACCGCCGUCUUGAGAAGAUACUGGAUAUAACGCGACGCUGGGGGUGUGUCCUCCUCAUCGACGAAGCAGAUGUUUUCCUCGCGACUCGUGGAAAGGACCUUAAUCGUGAUGCUCUAGUAAGCAUCUUUCUUCGCCGUCUCGAAUAUUUCCGCGGCGUGGCCAUCCUCACCACGAACAGAAAGAGUGAAAUUGAUGACGCGUUCAAAAGUCGUAUCCAUUUCACAAUUCACUACCCAGAUCUAGACGCUGAUAGCAGACGGAAAGUUUGGAAGAAUUUCUUAACGAAAGUUGCCAAAACAUCGGAGCUAUCUGAAGUCACUGAAGAUGAUUUUGCGACAUUGUCAAAGCAUGCUUUGAAUGGCCGACAGAUCAAAAACAUAGUCUCAUGUGCUGUGUCUCUUUCUCGUGAACAGAAAAAACAGGUUUCCGUGAAGGAUAUUGAGGGCUUGAUGAAGAUUCUUCUCGACUAA
Molecule: messenger RNA, 1953 nt
Organism: Talaromyces atroroseus
Lineage: Eukaryota; Fungi; Ascomycota; Eurotiomycetes; Eurotiales; Trichocomaceae
Exons: 7
Coding region: 1-1953 (650 amino acids)
Molecular function (GO): ATP hydrolysis activity; ATP binding
Source: RefSeq, a predicted model, not a curated record